CCCGUCCAGCCGGCCCGGCGCAUGGAGAAACCCGGCAGGAUGGAUUGUCCUGCGCUGCCUCCCGGUUGGAAGAAGGAAGAGGUGAUCCGCAAAUCGGGCCUGAGCGCCGGCAAGAGCGAUGUCUAUUACUUCAGCCCCAGUGGGAAGAAAUUCCGUAGCAAGCCACAGCUGGCUCGGUACCUGGGCAAUUCCGUGGAUUUGAGCUCCUUCGAUUUCCGCACGGGGAAAAUGAUGCCCAGCAAGCUGCAGAAGAACAAACAGCGCCUGCGCAACGACGCCCUCAAUCCCAACAAAGGCAAACCCGACCUGAAUACGACGCUUCCCAUCCGGCAAACAGCAUCGAUUUUCAAGCAGCCGGUGACCAAAGUCACCAAUCACCCUGGGAAUAAAGUCAGAAGCGACCCACACAGACUCACUGAGCAGCCACGGCAGCUUUUUUGGGAGAAGAGGCUCCAAGGGCUGAGCGUUUCUGACGUCAGUGAGCAAAUCAUCAAAUCCAUGGAGCUUCCCAAAGGCCUCCAAGGAGUGGGCCCUGGGGCCAGCACGGAGUCACUGCUGUUGGCCGUGGCCAGCGCUCUCCACACCAGCUCCGCUCCCAUCACGGGCCAGAACUCAGCAGCCGUGGAGAAAAACCCUGGGAUUUGGCUCAACACUUCACAACCCCUCUGCAAAGCAUUUAUGGUCACAGAUGAUGACAUCCGGAAACAGGAGGAACGGGUGCAGCAGGUGAGGAAAAAGCUCGAGGAAGCGCUGAUGGCUGACAUCCUUUCCCGAUCUGCUGAUCCCAUGAAAACCUCGGAAUGCAAGCUGGAGAAGGGGCAGGAAUCCUAAACAAAAUCCCAAAUCAAGUACUUGGAUCCCAAGGAGGAAAAUCUUGAAAAAUUCUGAACUUCUGAGGCACUUUUUUUUCCUUUGGAUUUGUGGCUUCCGAGGAAUUAAAGAAUAGUUUAAAAAAACCCCAAAACCACGGAGCUGAGCACACUUUUAUCCGAAGGUUUGGGAAUUCCAAAAAUGCCUUUUUUUUUACAAAAAAAAGUCCUUAUUUUUAUUUCAGAUGUAAAUAAUCCAAUGGGGGAAAAAAAAAAGUCACAGAAAACUCAUAAAAUAUAAUUACUUUUUUUUUGGUUUUCCCACCUUUUUUUAAGUCUCCGCGGAGAAAAAAUAUAAAAUAAAAGCACUUUGGAUUUGGAAUUCAGACUUUUUCGGAAUUCCAAAGAUUUUGUGUUUUUUAAGGAAAAGCUUAAGGAUCAGGAGCAUUCUCGAGGGAAAAAUUUCCCGUGAUUCUGUAAAUAAAUUAUAUUUUAAAAAAUAGGAGAUGUUUUUAUACCUGGAAAAAAUAAUAAUAAAAAAGCCUGGAAAAUGCUGUAAAGACAAAUAAAUGAUUUUAUUCUGAA
Prinia subflava (tawny-flanked prinia) is the source of this 1394-nucleotide messenger RNA. RefSeq names its product methyl-CpG-binding domain protein 2-like. Gene Ontology annotation, cellular component: nucleus. Lineage: Eukaryota; Metazoa; Chordata; Aves; Passeriformes; Cisticolidae. The record is from RefSeq and is a predicted model, not a curated record. Gene Ontology annotation, molecular function: methyl-CpG binding. Gene Ontology annotation, biological process: negative regulation of transcription by RNA polymerase II; DNA methylation-dependent constitutive heterochromatin formation. The transcript has 7 exons. Bases 22 to 831 code for a protein of 269 amino acids.